AUGGAACGCCUUCAGAAACACUAAAUGAUAAUGCUGUUAAGCUUGUGUUGAUAGAUUAAACAAUUAAUGGUUCAUGAUGCUCAUACAAUAGCUUAUGUUGAGUAAAAUGCACGUGGAGCAUACCAUUUGUAAGCCGUAUACAUGUAAUCAAGGACCGGAAAUCAAUAAUUGUGGGUCGUGCAGAGGAGCUUGCCUCAAAUGAAGGUAGACCGGUGUCCGACAGAGGAAAUAUCUCUGUCCAAUUGUUCAGCAGUGAACCCAGUUGACUUUUCUGAAGACAAAGUAAGGCAUGUGGAAGUUGCCACUGCAAGCCACAAAUUUGUUUUCACUAUCAAAACUUCAGACAAAGUGAAACCAGGAUACAUGGGGUUCAGUCUGCCUAUGAGAAAAUGGGCAGAGCUUUCAAUAAGCCAAACUGUGGACGUACGGCCAUAUGUUUUUGACCCAAAUACGCAGUACAUUGCAAAAAUAACAUUGGAAGCUGAUUUCCUGGAAAAGAAGAGCUCUAGUAACACCAAAGAGCCUUAUGACACAGACAAAAUGGCAAUUGACUUUGUGCAGCAGUUCCCAAAACAAGCUUUCACUGUUGGGCAGGCACUUGCCUAUGGAUUUGCUGACAGGAAGCUCUUGAAACUUGUGGUCAAAGAAAUGGAAGUGGCAAGUUUGGAUUACCUGAAAGGUGAUGCUGCCAAACCUCAAAGCAAACCAAGAACGACAAGAAUUGGCUUGCUACUACCAGAUGCAGGAGUUGUGUUUGAGAAGGCAGAGGGCUCUGCUCUUGGUCUAACUGGUCAUGCAAAGGGAAAAAUGGUACGCCAGUCCAUCAUCAACCCAGACUGGGACUUCAACAAAAUGGGUAUUGGCGGUCUGGACAAGGAGUUCAGUGCAAUCUUUAGACGCGCCUUCGCAUCACGUGUCUUCCCUCCGGAACUAAUCGAACAGCUUAACCUGAAGCACGUGCGUGGUAUCUUACUUUAUGGCCCUCCUGGCACUGGAAAGACCCUCAUGGCUCGUCAAAUUGGAAAGAUGCUAAAUGGGAGGGAGCCAAAAAUUGUAAACGGGCCCCAGAUUCUCAACAAGUAUGUUGGUGAAUCAGAAGCUAAUAUUCGUCGUUUGUUUGAAGAUGCGGAAGACGAAGAGAAAAAGUUGGGAAUUAAUAGUGGUCUGCACAUCAUCAUUUUUGAUGAAAUAGAUGCCAUAUGCAAGCAGAGAGGGUCCGUGGCUGGAAAUACUGGUGUACAUGACACAGUUGUGAACCAGUUACUGUCGAAGAUAGAUGGUGUGGAAUCUCUUAAUAACAUUUUGGUUAUUGGAAUGACAAAUCGAAAGGACUUGAUAGACGACGCAUUGACACGACCUGGUCGCCUGGAGGUGCAAAUGGAAAUAGGGCUGCCCGAUGAGAAAGGAAGGUUGCAGAUCCUUGAGAUCCACACAGGCCCCAUGCGCACACAUGGGAAACUCACCACAGAUGUGGACCUAGCCGAACUAGCAACUCUUACAAAGAACUUCUCAGGUGCCGAAAUAGAGGGUCUGGUCCGUGCUGCCCAGUCAACUGCUAUGAACCGUCUUAUCAAGGCUGGAAGCAAAGUUGAGCUGGACCCUGAAGCAGCAGAAAAGUUGCGUGUCAGCAGGGGAGACUUCAUGAACGCUCUUGAAAAUGAUGUCAAACCUGCGUUUGGAACUAGUGCAGAAGAAAUCGAGCAGCUUGUAGGAAAGGGAGUAACCAGCUGGGGACCUCAGAUCAGUGGUAUCCUGGAAGAUGGGGAUUUGUUCAUACAGCAGGCGAGGUCCCCAGAGUCUCGUGGCCUUGUUACAAUUCUUCUGGAAGGUGCGCCAAAUUCUGGAAAAACAGCAUUGGCAGCAAAAAUUGCCUUGCGAUCUGAAUUUCCCUUUAUCAAGCUUUGUGGUCCUGAUUCUAUGGUUGGCUACACAGAAACAGCAAAGUGUCAGCUAAUCAAAAAGGUGUUUGACGAUGCAUACAAGUCACAGCUGAGCUGUAUUCUGGUGGAUAACAUUGAAAGGCUUCUAGACUACGGCCAUAUUGGGCCAAGAUAUUCAAACCUGGUGCUUCAAGCAUUGCUGGUACUUCUACAGAAAGAUCCACCGAAGGGCCGCAAGCUGUUGGUGCUUGGCACUACCAGCCUGAGGAACGUCCUGGAUGAAAUGGGCAUGACAAGCUCAUUCACAGCUGUGCUACGGGUCCCGAACCUGUCACAGCCUCAGCACGUCAUGGCUGUUCUGGAGGAUACUGACUGUUUCUCAAAGGAAGAGUUGGAUCGCAUUGCACGAACGAUUGAUGGACGCAAAAUAUGGAUUGGCGUCAAGAAGCUGCUAGCAUAUGUUGAUAUGGCUCGACAGACCCCAUCUGAAUACCGAGUCACAAAGUUCAUCUGCAAACUUGAAGAGGAGGGUGCUCUUGAGCUGAAAUAAAGCAGCGGCUCUGCUGAGUACUGGUACUGCAUAGUUUCACUUUGUUCAUUCCACUGUAUAGUAACUGCUUUGUAUAAGUUACAAUGGCACAUUUCAAUUAAUUGCGACCUGAAGCCCUCUCUGUGGCCAGUUGCUUGAGUGGUUCAUGCUCAGCGAUAAUGUUAUGCCCAUAUUGUAACAGGAUUAAGGAAUAUUAGAAAUUGCAAUUUACAACGCAUAAGGCAUGCUGUUCUUAUGUUGGGCACGAUGGUGGCUGUUGCAUCCAUGGUUUGGUUAUGCUUGGAAGUUUUAUGUUUUGUUGAUAAUAAUUGCCUGUUGCAGAAAGGAGGCGAGUGAAUAGUCACGUCAUGAAGACUAUCGCUGUUCCAACUUCCUCAGCCCAUUUGCAAAAAAAUUCACUCUUUACAUUUAUAAAGAGACUCCAGAAUUUUUGACAUAAUUGGCAAUCAAUUGACAUAAUUAAGAAUCAAACCUGUCUCCUAAAAUUUGGUGGGUAAAUUACAGAUGCACAAUCAUUAACAAAAAAUCGUAUACCGGGUAAAUCUAUUGUAUUGUAGAAGUUUUCGCUGUCGCAAUAACAUGUAAGAAGAAGGGGAAAAAAUACACUAAUACUUGGUUGAGGUAUUCCACUGCCUCAAUAACCCACUCUGCUGUGUUUUUUUUUUUUUUUUUUUUGUCAGGUAGCGACAUCAAAAAAUCAUUUUCUGCUAAAAAUCCGACUGUAGUGCUUUGUUGAAACUUCAAGAAAUAUUUGAUUGGUGAUAAAAAGCAGUACCAGAGGAUGUUUACUAGAUUGUAUAUGGAAAGUGGAGGAUGCAAGGUAAUGUACCUUUCAGAGGUGUUGUAGCAUGGUGGCAUAAUGUGGAUGAUAUUCUGAGUUCAAGCAAGAAAACCCACCUCCAAUAUUUAAUGCAAAACAGGUUGGAAGUGUUUGUGAAGCAGUACAUAACCUUACUGAAUGCACAUAAGUAUGUGCAUUAUGCAUGUUUCAUCCAUCAUCACACUUGUAACGCUAAAACGUGCAGCGUCUUAGAAGGCUGGAGUUGGCAUGACACAGCUGCUUUGUCCUGCACACUGUAUAGUUUGUUGGUGUCUUUUGGGGUCUUUCAACAAUCAAUAAUGUUAGUCCAUCAUUGUUAGAAGUGCCAUGAUGUGCAGUUUCACAAAUCAUAGAAUUGUACUGACGGUCCCUUGAGAAAUGUACUACUACAAUCGUCAUCAUGGAAGGCAGUGUAGGUACCUAUACCAGCUACUGGUACUGGGUGUAUGACAGCAUGACCUUUUCUUAGGUAUGUUACCCUAAAUUAUUUGAAGCUGCAUGCCAUUUGUGUGUUUGUUGCUCUAGCGAGUAUCAAUUUAUGUGCACUGCGGUUCAUUCCAAGUGCUUAGCCGUCUGGUGAUCAUGGUGAAGCUGAAGCUGCUGUGAACGAAGAAGAUAUGUUUCAUGCUGCGCCUGUUUUACGCAUCUCUUCGAACUUAUAAGUGCAGUUGCAUCUUUACUGUUCACACAUACAGCGAAGAACUGAUGAUAGUUUUUGCAGGAACACACAAGAGGUCAUAUCAUCUGGAAGUUGUCACAUGCACUUUUGCUCUUCUAAGGGUACUAAUUCAAAACUGAAAUAAAGGAAAUAGUAUUCCUUA
This is a messenger RNA of Ornithodoros turicata, 4071 nucleotides long. Its product is annotated as vesicle-fusing ATPase 1-like. Gene Ontology annotation, biological process: SNARE complex disassembly; intra-Golgi vesicle-mediated transport; Golgi to plasma membrane protein transport. The coding region runs from base 199 to 2430 and encodes 743 amino acids. Gene Ontology annotation, molecular function: ATP hydrolysis activity; ATP binding. Gene Ontology annotation, cellular component: Golgi stack. The record is from RefSeq and is a predicted model, not a curated record. The transcript is spliced from 20 exons. NCBI's taxonomy places the organism in Eukaryota, Metazoa, Arthropoda, Arachnida, Ixodida, Argasidae.